AGUUCCUUUAUUGCUCAGGUCACAAACAUGAUGAGAUCUUCACUCAUUGGUUGCUACUUUCUCCUCUUCGUUGCUGGGAUCUUCGAGCAUGCCAUGUCAUCCCCUUCUUUCUCUUCUUCAGCUCUAGUCGAAGAGCGCCAGCCUCAACGAUACGUUAAGUCACAUUCCUUCAACAGGAAGUUUAAGCACUACUACAGAUCAAAGGUUUUGGUUGAAGAAGCAAAGGGACCGGAUGCCCUCGUGAGUACUUUGAAGCCUGAAUUCUCAAGAGGAAGUGGCAUCAAUGAUUUUGAUGAUUUGGUAUAUCAUACCGACUACCAUGGAGUCAGUACUCAUCCACCGACCCCACCAAACAUCAUGCGUACUUUGAAGCCCGAAUUCUCAAGAGGAAGUGGCAUCAACGAUUUUGAUGAUUUGGUAUAUCAUACCGACUACCGUGGAGUCGGUACUCAUCCACCGACCCCACCAAACCAUGAUUAAAAGGCCUUGUAAUGCAUAAGUUUUCUGCCAUUGAUACAGUAGAGAUAUAGUUUGAAAGAUAUUGUCUAAAGGAAAACUCAGUCUUUAAUUCUCUAUGCUUGGUGAAGUUGGCUAUAUAUGUCUUAGAAAUGGGAGAUGAAAAUAAGUGUUAUA
Molecule: messenger RNA, 633 nt
Organism: Punica granatum (pomegranate)
Lineage: Eukaryota; Viridiplantae; Streptophyta; Magnoliopsida; Myrtales; Lythraceae
Source: RefSeq, a predicted model, not a curated record